Messenger RNA from Diorhabda carinulata, 1415 nucleotides. RefSeq names its product BTB/POZ domain-containing protein KCTD9. The coding region runs from base 136 to 1302 and encodes 388 amino acids. The transcript is spliced from 4 exons. Gene Ontology annotation, molecular function: protein binding. The record is from RefSeq and is a predicted model, not a curated record. Gene Ontology annotation, biological process: protein homooligomerization; intracellular signal transduction. Lineage: Eukaryota; Metazoa; Arthropoda; Insecta; Coleoptera; Chrysomelidae.
AUUGAAAAUAGUGUGUGUUUGAUUACAAAAAAUUGCCACUUUUGUUAAUGUCACAUAUGUAAACAAAGGCACAUAGACAAAUAGUAUGUUGUUAACUCUAAUAUAUUGUCAUCGAUUUUAUUUGUAUAUAACAGAAUGAGUGUUAAAAAGGUGAUAUUAAAUAUAAACGGUGAAAUUACGAACAGCGGACUGUUAAUAAAUUUGCCAGAUGAUUUAGAUGAUUUAUUAAAAACAGCAUCUUGCGAGUUAAACAUAACAGCACGAAGACUAUUUUUGGAAGAUGGAACAGAGAUUAAAGAUAUUUCGUAUAUCCGUAAUAGGGAUAAGAUUUAUUUUUCCGAAGGGGAAGACUUUAAACACUCACCUAUCUCUGUUGGGUCUAAUUCAGACUGGAUAACUUUAAAUGUAGGAGGAAAACUUUUCACUACGUCGAAGCGAACAUUAACUAAUAGCGAACCUUCUAGUAUGAUUGCAAGAAUGUUUUCUGAAGAUACUGGCGGUUAUUUAUCUCCGAGUAGUCUAGAUAAAAAUGGGGCGUAUUUAAUAGACAGAACACCGACUUACUUUGAACCGUUACUGAAUUAUCUCCGAUGUGGUCAGCUAGUUUAUGAUAAAAAUAUAAAUCCCGAAGGAAUUCUUGAGGAAGCCAAGUUUUUUGGUAUAGAAUCAGUUAUACCAAUAUUAGAACAGUGCAUUAGUAAACAAAAACAAAAUAGAGACAAUUUACCAUUAACUAGGAGAGAUGUAAUUGAAGCUCUAAUAAAGAGCCCCCAUUCGGCAGAAUUGAGAUUUCAAGGUGUAAAUUUAUCAGGAGCGGAUUUAAGUAGACUUGAUUUAAGGAAUAUAAAUUUCAAAUAUGCCAAUUUACAAGGAUGCAAUUUGAUGGGAGCUAAUUUGAGUUGGUGUUGUUUAGAAAGAGCUGAUUUUUCUCAUGCUGUGUUAGAUACAGCUCAAUUAUUAGGUGUAAAAAGUCUUUGUGCUAAUUUCGAAGGUGUGACAAUGAGAAACUGUAAUUUCAAAGACCCCGCCGGUUUUAGGGCUAACAUGGAAGGUGUUAAUUUAAAGUGUGCAAUAUUGGAAGGUAGCGAUAUGGGUGGAGUUAAUUUAAGAGUAGCAACUUUGAAGCAUGCUAAUCUGAAGAACUGUGAUUUGAGAGCAGCCGUACUUGCUGGUGCUGAUUUAGAGAAUUGUGACUUAUCUGGAAGCGAUUUGCAUGAAGCCAAUUUAAGAGGAGCAAAUCUCAAAGACGCCGCCUUUGAACUAAUGCUUACUCCCCUACAUAUGUCACAAACUAUUCGGUAGUUCUGUUUAUUGAAAAAAAAAAAUAAAUUCCACUAAGAACUAAGGUGGUGAAAACUUGUAUUUGUACAUAACCUAACUUAUAUUUUAUCAAUAUAGAGAUUACACUUAGAAAA